CAUGAAGUUGAGACGGAACACGCCGAACGCAUGAAGUUGGAGCAGACGCUUCUCGAGGUGACCGCCGAAAUGGAUGCCGCUCGUCUGCGCUUCGAGGACUCCACCAAUGCACAGGCUCGCCAGCUGAAGGAGCUCACUCGGCAGACGGAAAGUCUGCAGACGGAACUCGCCGACCGUGACAAAGCUCUCACUUGCCUACAACAACUCCGCAACGGCCAGUCGCGCUGCGCCACGGGUCUGGUCGUCGGUGAGUCCCUUGCGACGACUAUACAGGGUUUACUUUGGUUACAAUUAAAGGCAACAGUAGUUUAA
Molecule: messenger RNA, 312 nt
Organism: Dibothriocephalus latus
Lineage: Eukaryota; Metazoa; Platyhelminthes; Cestoda; Diphyllobothriidea; Diphyllobothriidae
Source: the annotation of a GenBank genome assembly